Messenger RNA from Teleopsis dalmanni, 1130 nucleotides. RefSeq lists its product as uncharacterized. Bases 57 to 1067 code for a protein of 336 amino acids. The record is from RefSeq and is a predicted model, not a curated record. Lineage: Eukaryota; Metazoa; Arthropoda; Insecta; Diptera; Diopsidae. The transcript has 2 exons.
CUGACAUCAAGUGAAUUUUAAACUAUCUAUAAAAAAUCGAUAUUCCUCAAUAAAGGAUGAGUCGCUUGGAAGUUAGAAACUUAUUUUUGGGCAAACUUCAGAAUUGCAUUGAUAGUCCUUCGCAGCCUCAAUACAAGGCUUGUGCUUGUACAAAUCCACAUUAUUUCAACACCACUAAGAAGUCUUCUGCUCGUAAACGUCAGCCGCGUCUUGUUUGUGAUGCUAAUCGUGUAAAACGCCACAACUGCUAUACUUUUAGUGAUAUUGGAUCGGAAACAUGUGACUAUGCAGAAUAUUCCACACAUUCAUCAGUUCGUUCGGAAUCAUAUAAAACCGAAGACUACUUAUCUGAUUCAAUAUCAUUCAUUGCAAGCUCAAAGUGCUCUAAAAGUACAACAAAAUCCGAAAACGGCAAACGCUCCCACGACACCAAUCGGGCAAUGAUCAGUCCAAGCUCUGCCAAUUUGCGGGAGACGGCAAAAUCAAAAUGCAAGAUUUCUGCAGUUAUUGAUGAUACCAUUAAAGAAUUGAGCUCUAGUAAAAAAAGUGAUGGAAAAGAAGUAAAGCAUAAGACAUGCUCUUCAUCACAACGUAUUAAACACUCUCCAACAGCCAGUGAAAAGGCAAAACUAAAACCAUCUCCUAAAGAACAAAAAAAAGAACUCAUCAAGGAAAAAGAAACUCAAAUAGUAAAACAAGAAGAAAAGUCAACUACUACACGAAAAUCUGAUGAAAUACCAAGCCUAGUCGAAAGUGAUGAAACUGAUGUGGGAAGUCUUUGUUAUCGUUGCGGUAUAGAAGUUGCUAAGGAGAAUGCUAUGAGGAUGAAACAACAUGACAGUGAUAAUAUUUUGAGUCUCCGCAAGGCUGAUCACUUUCUCACCAUUUCGGUGGAUGAUGUUGUUAACACAAAAGUCAUAAAUCCAAUGAUACGUAAGAUGCAACGCAUGUACAUUAACAGUUUAAAAGAAGAAAUGUCCCUGCUCGAAGACCUGGAACUCUUGCCACAACGGGUUAAUGAAGUUUACAAGGACACUAUAUUUAACGAACAGAGCAAUUCUAAUUAAAAAUAAUAAAAAUUAUAUUUUUUUUCAAUUUUUCGUCAAGAAAUAACAGUCUAGCAUUAUUUU